AUGGCUCGGUACAAGCAGUUCCUCCGAAUCUGUCAGCACUGGCCGCUAGACACCACCAAGGAAGGUCGGGACAUAGCUGUGGCCAUCCGACAGGCAGUCGCCAAAGCCUUCAAGGAGGGAGAGAAUACACAGGUGAACCCAGCUGAAUGUGAUCGAGUCUACACCAGUCUGGACAGGCUGAACAACGGAUACUGGAACAACAAGUACCCCAGAGUGAAGCCCACCACAUUUACAGGGCUGACGCUGGAAGACUACAAGCUGGUGCUAGCCUCAGAGUCCUUGACUGAUAUGCAGGAAAGCAAGAAGUCCAGCUGGCAGCGCAUGAAGGAGAAAUUCUCUGGCAAGGAAGACAGCAAAGACGCCUAG
Branchiostoma floridae (Florida lancelet) is the source of this 366-nucleotide messenger RNA. Its product is annotated as ubiquinol-cytochrome-c reductase complex assembly factor 2-like. The transcript has 4 exons. Bases 1 to 366 code for a protein of 121 amino acids. Gene Ontology annotation, cellular component: mitochondrial matrix. NCBI's taxonomy places the organism in Eukaryota, Metazoa, Chordata, Leptocardii, Amphioxiformes, Branchiostomatidae. Gene Ontology annotation, biological process: mitochondrial respiratory chain complex III assembly. The record is from RefSeq and is a predicted model, not a curated record.